AUGGAUAUAACUCCCAUAUCUGCGCACGGUGCCCUGGCGCUGGAGGCGAUCGAUGAAGUCAACCCUCCUGAGGACGCAGAAUCGCUGCGCGAUCUGUUCUACAGCGAUACGUGGGCGAACUCGUCGCUUCCGAUCCUGUCUAUGCAGGCGCAAUCUGAUUCUGUCCAUGAAUGCGGCCCAAGUCGGGAGGUAGCACAAGAGAGGUCGACGUCGGACAGCGGGCCAGCUAGCAAGCGCGAAGAGCACAGACCGAAAAAGGUGAACAUCACAUCUGCGGUUGCAGUGUCGUCCUCGAGAAGCGGCUCUCCUGCUCAACAUAUCUCUCGCACGGUGGUCAACAGGUCAAAGCUAAGUGCAAGGAAUGCUAUCGCACGGCUCUUCACCAAGGAUGUGAAAAAGACACAGACCGUGAAAAAUCCUUUCCACUUCAAUGGUUCCGCUCCAAACCUCAGCAUGACCAAAGCUGAGGAGAAAAGGGGGGAAAAAGCGGCUGCGCGGGCACAAAUCGACAAGCUGGCCAUUGAGAGCUUACACAGUCCGCUGGAGGUGCACGCCCAGCAGAACGACCGCCUGUGUCAUUAA
Molecule: messenger RNA, 582 nt
Organism: Laetiporus sulphureus 93-53
Lineage: Eukaryota; Fungi; Basidiomycota; Agaricomycetes; Polyporales; Laetiporaceae
Exons: 1
Coding region: 1-582 (193 amino acids)
Source: RefSeq, a predicted model, not a curated record